AGUCAAUUUGAAACUUCAAACAAAAACAAAAAGUGGAAAGUGGAAACUGCAAUUUGGAAAAGUGGUGGAAAAUUGCACGAAGUUUCGGUGUUUGUUUUUUUUACUGUGAAGAAAGAAGUAUAUUGGAGAUUAAAUACCUAGUUGACUGUUGAUUUCCAUACACUCGGGUGGUUGUUGCGAAGAUAAAGAUGCUGCGUACAAAAAUACAUAUAGCAUUAAGUGCUCUUGGUACGCUACUAGGUAUCUCUGCAUUUAUAUGUUUUUGCAUUGUUUACGCAAAUAUCGAAGCUGGGAUGUGGGCGUUAUUGUCCGGUAUACAUGCCGGGCUGACUCUUAUGCUUCACUGUCACUACUUGAAAGAGUCGCUGCAUGUAAAUUUUUCUAGAAAAGCUCUCCAGUACCUCGGAGACUUUGGCAUGGUCGGUUUUGUGUCUGGCGCAGCUCUGACAUUGUUCUACUUAUUUUUGGAAAUUUAUUACAAAGCUGAUGUAACACCAAUACAAACGAGCAUAAUCAUCCGAAUGAUAUGGUCAUUCAUGAUGCUAAAAUGGGGUUUCCUUCUCUACAUGUUCACGAAGAAGUAUCUUCGCACCUACAACGACCAUCAGCUGUUCUCUGAAAACCCUAACAUUGAAGAGACAUAAGUAAUUAUUAUUUUAUUCCUUUAUAUUCAAUAGAGAGUACCCAAUUUUUUAUAUUAUGUAUAAAAUACGUAAGUUCCAGUAAGUGAUUUUUUUAAAAGUAGUUAUAAAGAUGUUUUUGUUUACUUGUUCUGUAACUGUAAUGCUGAUUGCACAUUACCAAAGGUCCGCACGCGCCGAAUGCAACCCAUUUUUCAGUCUACUAAAAACAACAUCCUAACUGUUCCUUCUGACCGGCAAUUUCUGCUAUUCGUUUCCGCAAUACAUAGUACAAUAACAAUUAAUGUGAUUGCUUGAAUUUAUGGUAUUCUUGCUGCAACAAUA
Molecule: messenger RNA, 965 nt
Organism: Maniola jurtina (meadow brown)
Lineage: Eukaryota; Metazoa; Arthropoda; Insecta; Lepidoptera; Nymphalidae
Product: heme transporter hrg1-A-like
Exons: 3
Coding region: 189-644 (151 amino acids)
Biological process (GO): heme transport
Cellular component (GO): lysosomal membrane; plasma membrane
Molecular function (GO): heme transmembrane transporter activity; heme binding
Source: RefSeq, a predicted model, not a curated record